Molecule: messenger RNA, 300 nt
Organism: Paramuricea clavata
Lineage: Eukaryota; Metazoa; Cnidaria; Anthozoa; Malacalcyonacea; Plexauridae
Source: the annotation of a GenBank genome assembly
GAGGAUCAUGAAAAAUACAAGAAAGAUUUCAAGCAAGCCAAGCUAUCAGAGCAAGAUCUGAGGCGGGAUUACAUUGCUUCCCAGCUCCCUUGUGAUUUUGACCGCGAGAAUACGAAGUCUCCUUGCUAUUUUAAACCUUGUCAAAAGGACGACAAUGAUCUCAAGUGUCUGCGUUAUUUACUGGACUACUGUGGCGCAUUUCAAGACCGAGGCUGUGUCAUACAAUUGCCUCAUCUUCUCAAUAAACUUGAUGAAAGCGACUAUAAAGUACUUCAAAGGAUGGAAACGGAUUUCGGGUAG